Messenger RNA from Dichotomopilus funicola, 1353 nucleotides. RefSeq lists its product as uncharacterized. The transcript has 3 exons. The record is from RefSeq and is a predicted model, not a curated record. Lineage: Eukaryota; Fungi; Ascomycota; Sordariomycetes; Sordariales; Chaetomiaceae. The coding region runs from base 1 to 1353 and encodes 450 amino acids. Gene Ontology annotation, cellular component: endomembrane system.
AUGAAGUUUUCGGCAAUCUCUGUUGGCCUGUUGGCCCUCCUCACGCCCUUGACAGCAGCCUGGUCCAAAGAAGACCGCGAGAUCUUCCGCGUCCGCGAUGAGUUGAUGACCCAUGAGGGCCCAGAUGUUACCUUCUACGAUUUCCUCGACAUCGGUCGAUCCGCAAGCCACGAUGACAUCAAUAAGGCCUACAAGAAAAAGUCACGCCAGCUGCACCCGGACAAGGUCCGCCAACAGCUGACGGCUGAGCGCACGAAAGCCCAGAAAGAACAGAAAAAGAAGGGUGGGAAAGCUGGCGGCGUACAGGUGCCCAAGAAGCCGACGGCCGCCGAGCUCAAGACGGCCGUGAAGCGCGCCUCGGAACGCCAAGCGCGCCUCUCCAUCGUCGCCGACGUCCUGCGCGGGCCAGGUCGCGAUCGUUACGACUACUUCUUGUCCAAUGGAUUCCCCACAUGGAAAGGCACUGAGUACUACUACAACCGCUACCGCCCCGGCCUGGGCACCGCUAUUUUUGGCGUGUUCCUUUUCGCCGGCGGCGCCGCUCACUACAUUGCCUUGUACAUGAGCUGGAAGCGCCAACGUGAGUUCGUCGAACGCUACAUCAAGUUUGCCCGCCACGCCGCGUGGGGCGAGAACCUCGGCAUCGACGUCCCUGGGGUGGAUGGCCAGACUGCGGCCGCCCCGGCUCCACCUCCUCCGCAGCAACAGCAGAUGUACCAGGACGAAGAGGGUCGUGCCGUGCCCAUGAACCGUAAGAUGCGCCGAAUGCAGGAACGUGACGCGAAGAAGGAGUCCCAGGGUAGCGGUGGCGGCAAUGUGCGGAAGCUUCGUCGCGGACGUACAUCACCAGCCGCGUCCGGGUCCGCAACGCCCCAACCACAGACUCAGGGUAGCGGGCCGACGGGCACGAAGAAGCGGGUCGUUGCUGAGAACGGCAAGAUCCUGGUUGUCGAUUCACUUGGAGACGUCUACCUGGAGCAGGAGGACGAGGAGGGUAAUGUGGCCGAGUUCCUUCUUGAUCCUAACGAGCUUACCCGUCCCACCGUCUACGACACGGCCAUCGUGCGCCUUCCCCUUUGGGCCUACCAUCUUGCGAUCGGUCGCUUCCUCUCAAAGCGCAAUGGCGAUUCCGGUGAAGACGUAGAGUACGACGUCAAUGAGGUCACUGAGCUCGAGCACCAAGAUAACGACAACACUGACUCGGAGCCUGGUAAGGCCACGCCCAGCAGUGGGUCAGCCGAUGACUUUGAGUUGCUUGAGAAGUCGGUGGACGAGCUUGGUCAGGCCAAGACGAGCGGUACGCAGAAGCAGGGUGGUGGCAAGGCGAGCAAGAGGAAGAACAAGAGGAAGUGA